Populus euphratica (Euphrates poplar) is the source of this 988-nucleotide messenger RNA. Its product is annotated as putative calcium-binding protein CML19. The record is from RefSeq and is a predicted model, not a curated record. The coding region runs from base 183 to 761 and encodes 192 amino acids. The transcript has a single exon. NCBI's taxonomy places the organism in Eukaryota, Viridiplantae, Streptophyta, Magnoliopsida, Malpighiales, Salicaceae. Gene Ontology annotation, molecular function: calcium ion binding.
UCCCUUUCCUAUAACCAUACUCCCUACAAACACAACUCGCCUCUACUUCUCUUCCUAUCUACUCCCCUCUCCAGUUCAGCUAUCUCAUCUUCUUCUACAAUCAAAACUCAAAAAAGCACUAGCUAGGCUACAUAUCCCAAACCUCAACCCAGCAGCUAUCUAGCUAGCUAGCUAUAUAUAUCAUGAAAUCACACUCGGUUUCAUCUCCACCUUAUUCAACUCCCGCCAAUUCAUCUCCUCUUGCAAGAUUACGUCGUAAACUAUCUCCAAGGAAAUCCCACGAUAAACCACAUCCCACAUGCGUCAACAACUCAACUAGUGCUCUAAAUGUGGUAGAUCACAACAAUGAGCUCCGAAGGGUCUUCAAUUGCUUUGACGAAAAUGGAGAUGGAAAGAUAUCUCCUGCUGAGUUGCAGUCCUGUAUUACCUCUGUUGGAGGUAAGCUUUCCAUCGAGGAAGCUGAGGCUGCCAUCAGGUUCUCUGAUAUGGAUGGUGACGGGCUUUUGGGGUUCCAGGACUUCCUAUGCUUGAUGACAGGCAAUGCUUCAGAGGAAGAGAAGACCGAGGAUCUCAGACAGGCUUUUGGAUUGUACGAGACUGAACCUGGCUCUGGCUGCAUCACUCACACCAGCUUGAAGCGGAUGUUGAGUCGAAUGGGGGAGUCCAAUUCUAUCAACGACUGCAAGGCUAUGAUCCGCACCUUCGACCUCGAUGGGGACGGUGUUCUUAGCUUCCAGGAGUUUGCUGUCAUGAUGCGCUAGUUCAUUCCCAUCCAUGCCCUGCCCUUCUGCCACUUCAUACAUGUACAUCCGCGUUCUAUCAGUGGAAAUAAAAAUAAAAUAGUAGAAUAGAAAAUGGCCAAGUGGUUAAUAGCUCCGCUCUCCAAAACCGAUACCAUUCUUUGUGAACUAUUUGAGUGUUCGAAUCCAUCUCUCCUUGAUUCAUUUGUUCUCCUUGAUUUGUUAAAUAUUCAUUAUUUUUCUGUGCA